Messenger RNA from Anguilla anguilla (European eel), 3349 nucleotides. Its product is annotated as ras-related protein Rab-5B-like. The transcript is spliced from 6 exons. The record is from RefSeq and is a predicted model, not a curated record. Gene Ontology annotation, molecular function: GTPase activity; GTP binding. Lineage: Eukaryota; Metazoa; Chordata; Actinopteri; Anguilliformes; Anguillidae. Bases 286 to 936 code for a protein of 216 amino acids.
UCCAUUGGUUGUAGCAGCUGUCAUUCAGCCACCUCCCCAAAAAUCGGAAUUACGAGACAGGCGACGCAGCGCAGCCCCGAGGACGAAGCGACUGGGGGGAAGAAAGCGACCAGGCGACAGGUUGGCUCUUCCCCUGCCUGACAAAACCUCUGCCCUUUCAGUGGGAGAACUCUCACCCCUCGUUCCCCCCUCCCCUUCCUCCCAACCCCGGCUGUCACAGGAACCCCCCCUCCUCCCUCCCCAUCCCAGUUGCCCCCUGAGCGCCACGACAUUCCCGCAGCCCAAAUGGCGGCCCGUCCCUCCAGACCCAACGGGCAGCAGGCAGGCAAAGUGUGCCAGUUUAAGCUGGUGCUCCUGGGCGAGUCCGCCGUGGGCAAAUCCAGCCUGGUGCUGCGCUUCGUCAAGGGCCAGUUUCAGGAGUACCAGGAGAGCACUAUCGGAGCUGCUUUCCUGACGCAGUCUGUGUGCCUGGACGACACCACGGUCAAGUUUGAGAUCUGGGACACCGCGGGGCAGGAGCGGUACCACAGCCUGGCCCCCAUGUACUACAGGGGAGCGCAGGCAGCCAUUGUGGUCUAUGACAUCACCAACGCGGACACAUUUGGGCGGGCCAAGACCUGGGUGAAGGAGCUGCAGAGGCAGGCGAGCCCCAACAUCGUGAUCGCGCUGGCGGGGAACAAAGCCGACCUGUCCGCCAAGAGAGCCGUGGAGUACGAGGAGGCGCAGGCCUACGCGGACGACAACAGCCUGCUGUUCAUGGAGACCUCCGCCAAGACGGCCAUGAACGUCAACGACCUCUUCCUGGCGAUAGCCAAGAAAUUGCCAAAAAGUGAGCCCCAGGCAGGCGGAGGGGGCCCGGCAGGGCGUGGCCCCAGGGCAGGGGUGGACCUCAACCAGCCCAGUCAGGCCAGCAAAAGCCAGUGCUGUGGGAACUGAGGAGGAGGGAGGGAGGAAGGGAGGGGGAGGGGAGGGGAGGGAGUAGGGUAGGGGGGGAAAUGCAAGUUUUUCCAGUGUGGUGAUUGAGAGAAGGGGGGGUUUGAAAGAGAGAGUGAGUGAGAAAAAGAGAGAGUGAGAGAGAGAGAGAGAGAGAGAGCACACGUGCAUUGGGAGCAAAUUUUGGCCGGAAACACACCCUGUUUAUGUACCCAAACACAAAAGACAAUGCCUGGCUGACACACUGCAGACACACUUCCUGGCUGUACGUACUCAAAGUGCGUUCUCAUGUCCCCGUGGAGCUAAUAAACCCGACACCCCGACAAAAGGGGGUUAUCCAGGACGGCAGUGAAGGAACGAGCGGAAGAAAGCACAAAUGGAAGAAGGCAGCAUCAUCUUGCUGUUGCCUGCUACAGCGCCCCCUGACUGCGAUGCUUCACGCUGCAGAAUUUCCGGUGACGCGUUUCAGAGAGCGACCGCGUGUGAAAUCAGCUUUGCGUAGCUCGGAGGGUCCGGUUCGCGUUCGCGCGCACGCGUAGGGUGUGUUUCCGGUGCAUCGCAGUCACCAAAGCCACGCCCCCUGAACAGCACAGCCCCCGCCCCCGAGACACACCACAGGGGAGGUCAGAAGAUAACAACCCGGAAGGUUCUACGUCUGAAAUCACCCACGACCGCCGUGGACGUCCACCAAAAAGUGACGCACGCGACGCGCUCCCGAGACGCUCUCGGACACACAGGGACGUCCGCGGCCGAGCGGGAGAACGGGGGGACGUGCGACCCCGCCCGCGUCCUACGCUUCGACCCCGACCCCCGGUCCCACGUUCCGCACUCGCGUCUGAACCGACCCCCCUGGCGACGCCGGGGGCUGGUUUCGAACCGGGACGGGGAACCAAAGCCGACCAAAGUAAGUGUGGACAGAGGGCGGCGUUUCCUGUGGGGUUGGGAAAGGGGGCGUCACGCUGAACCCUCUUAAAUCACGCGAGGUUUUCCUCCCUGCCGAACCGCGUUCCCGCUUUAGCCGAGCGACGCUUCGCCGCCCGCACGCUGUGGAUGCCAGCGUCCAGUCCAUCUUCCAGUGCGGGUAAGACUAGCGAGUAGUGGAGGCCGGUGCGGGAAGGGUCCUUUAGAAAGUAGGAGUGGAUCUCCCCACCGUCUCAUUGGGGUUAGGUCUGAGUAACAGUGCAUCGAUGUCGGGGUGCAGCCACACGGGAGUCCCCUGGUGACAGAGAUCCCGAGCGCACGUUUGUCAGAGAGCAGCCACGCCUCAUCAUCGCGCGUGAGAGAGCGGCCGUCAGAGAGCAGCCACGCAUCACCAUCACGCGUGAGAGAGCGGCCGUCAGAGAGCAGCCACGCCUCAUCGUCACGCGUGAGAGAGCGGCCGUCAGAGAGCAGCCACGCCUCAUCGUCACGCGUGAGAGAGCGGCCGUCAGAGAGCAGCCACGCCUCGUCGUCAUGCGUGAGAGAGCGGCCGGAGCAGCGAGGCGCUGAAGGGGUUAAACCGCGGCGCAGCUCAGGACCGCGUUCACAAAGCGUCUCGCAGCAGGAGCGCUGAUCUCGGAUCAGUUGUGCGUUUCAGCCGACAGCGGGCAGGGCUAGGCCACAGACGGGGGAAACCUGACCCUGGGUCAGUACUCUAAGGGCACUUUAUUAAUGCGGCCCAGGGGGGCGUUUCUGCACAAUAGCACAGUCUUCUCAAAGCACCAUCCCGCUCACUUCAGCACGCGUUUCUUCCAACACGAUCAAUGUACUGAGGGCACAGGUCUACCCGAAAGAGCCUUAUUUCUGUACCUAUUGUCCUAGAAAUGAUUUUCAGUUGGGUACAGUAUGAAUUAAGUGCCAUUUCCCCGACACCCCAACACACUGCUCUCACGCAAAACAAAACCCCCAAAUUUUCGCUGCAGUCAAUGGACUUUCGCAUAUGGGAAGAACUACCAACUUUUAGACUCUGACACAAAUCUAGCUGCUAUGGGUGCACACUUGGACCCACAGCAGCAGCAAUUGGACAAUUCGGAGAGGGUUCAACAUGUGGAUUCCAAGUUUAUUGACUUAGUUUCACCCCCAGUGACUGGGUUUUCCAUAAAAGGGCGUACUUCUUUCCAGAACGCAACGAUUGUGCCUAAGCAUGACGUGGGGACACUGCAGUAUUUUAAUCCUCUUUCUAAACGCAUUAUACGUCAUUUAUACUCUCUCCUUCAAAAACAAAUCAAGUCUUUGCAGAAAAUAAAACACAUGUAUAUCAAAAAAAAGGUAUAAAUGCAUAACAAGGUAUAUAUUGGAAAAGUGUCUGUCUUGGCUUAGAGGCUAUAACCGAGGAGGAGCAAGGUGACCGUUUGCCACAGUGUAUUUAAUGUAAGUAAGUAAUUACUGCAAACAAGUCCUGUCUUGUACGUAUGAAAAUAAAUUGUCUUUCAUAUUA